This is a messenger RNA of Ornithorhynchus anatinus (platypus), 1504 nucleotides long. RefSeq names its product LysM domain containing 2 (gene LYSMD2). NCBI's taxonomy places the organism in Eukaryota, Metazoa, Chordata, Mammalia, Monotremata, Ornithorhynchidae. The record is from RefSeq and is a predicted model, not a curated record.
AUGGGGGAGGAGGAGAGGGAGGAGCCCCUUCCUCUUGCCCUUCCCGCCCGCCCUUCCCGCCCGCCGGCGCCUCGGUCGGUGUUGGGCUGCUCGGCGGGUCGGUGCCCGCUGCCCGCUGCCCGCUGCCCGGUGAGGCUCCAUGGCGGGCCCGGCCCCGGCCCCGGCCCCGGCGCCGCCUCCGCCCCGCCGCCGCCGCGGGAGGAGCGGGAGGAGCGGGAGGAGGAGGAGGAAGGGGCCGGGGAGCUGUGCCUGGUCCUGGCCCGCACCAAGACCCGCUCCUACGGCAGCACGGCCGCCGCCCGCCCCCCCCCCCCCCCCCAGCGCUACCUGCGGCACAGGGUGGUCGCCGGGGACACCCGGCAGGGCAUCGCCCUCAAGUUCGGGGUCACGAUGGAACAAAUCAAAAGGGCAAACAAACUCUUCACCAACGAUUGCAUCUUCCUGAAGGAGACCUUGAACAUCCCAGUGCCCUCUGAGAAGCCGUCGCCGUUCAACGGACUCGACUCCCCCUGCCCCUCAGCGGAAGACGCGGCUGGAGUGGCGGCCGCUCCCCUCCCGGCCCUCGGGCCCCGGAAGAUCCGGACCGGCCAAGCCGAGGAGUUGUCCGCCAGAGAUUUCCUGCAGAAGCUGGAUCUGCAGAUCGACUGUCCACGCGGGCCGCCAGGAAAGCUCAAAGGAGAGAGCAGAGACGCCGACGCCGCUGACGGUCCUUACGCAGGGUCUUCUUACCACAUGUAGCUGGUCACUUACACCUCCCCCGCCCCCCGCCCCACUGCCCCGGGGACGCGGCGUCAGGAAGAAAUGAAUGACCGGGAAGAAACGGAUCAGGAAGAAACGGGCCUUGGGCCUCCUCCCGUCCGGCUCCCCUCGUCCGCCCUCGGCCGGAAACGCGCCGAAGCGAUGAGUCCCCUUCCGCCUCGUUCCCCGUGUCCGCCUUUCCUGCAUCCCUAAAAGGGCCGGGGCUUCCCCAGCCAGUGGGCCGCCUUCCCGCCCAGCGUCCUCGCACCUCGCGGAUUUGGUCCGGAGAGAGCCGGCGGGGACCAGGAUCGGAAAACCCCGUCCCGUCCAAGGGGAAAGGCGUGAGGGCUUAACGACCCCCUCGCCCCUGGCGACCGCGUCCAGCCCGAUGCGCCUGCAUCAACCCCGGGGCUUAGGACGGCGCCCGGCCCGUGGCGGGCGCUUAACGGAUACCACCGCCGUCGUCAUCUCGGUCUCCGCCGGGCCCAGUCGGAGAAGGUUUUACGCGUGUGAAGAGCCAGAUCCCCAUUCAGUUCUCUGUUUUGGAAAGGAAGCUGGGACAGUCUGAGGGGGAAAUUAGAAAACGAAACGAAACUUUAUGCCUGCAGAGCGCCGGCUCCUAUUUUUCUGGAAUGAGGGGUAAAGGUACGGCACCCUAGUUUUCUUUUCGUAACGACAUCUGAAAAAAGAGCUUCUCGUGUGCAAGGUCUGUCGUUUGAUUUAAGAUACAAAAAAAAAUUAAAAAAAAAAAAAGGUUUAAAAAGCA